AUGAGCUACAAUCGACGAGGAGGUUUCGGUGGACGCAGUCGCGGCCGCGGCGGGAACCGCGGCGGCAACCGCAGCAGCUACACUGGCGGGCGAGGGAGCGGCUACUCGAACGCGUCGUCCGUCGGUAACGAGGUCUGCCGUCGGUAUAUGGACAGCGGCAAGUGCGACUUCGAGCAAACGUCCGGCGGCCGACCGUGUCGGUAUCCGCACUUUGUCCGGACAAUUGGCGUCACCCGCGGCCACAGUGGCGCGAUCAAAGACGUGGUCAUGUGGUCCGAGCGGCAGCAGCUGUUUACGUGCUCGGCCGACGCGAGUAUCAAGCUCUGGGACUGCGCAACGUGGCAGGAGGUUACGACGAUCAGUGUGCAGGACGCGCUCCCUCCGUCGAGUAAUAGUACCGGUAGUGGUGGCGGUAUUCCUACUACGAGUCACAGUUAUAACCCAACGGGAGGAGCUCCUCGCAGUAGUAAUACUACUACUACUACUCCGUCCUCGUCACGGGAUGCGGGACAGACGCCCCAUUCCGACGGCGUCAUGGCGCUCGUGCUCUGUGGCCCGUUUCUCUUCGCAGGCUUUGCAGGGUGUUUCCGACCGAAUCCGAAGGUCUCGAUUGGAAAAGUUCGAGGUUGGAAUCUCGAGACCCCUCAAGUGCCUCCGUUCGAGUUUAUAACAUCCGAGAGUCUACCAUUUGCUCAUGCGAUGAGCGUCCAAGCCCUGGCUGUAGCCACUGACAGAACCGGUAAUGCGACGCUGUUUAGCGGGAGUGCAGAUGGCUGCAUUCGGUACUGGCAGAUGGAGACAUCCAGUAACCAGUUCAAGUGUCGCGGCGUCCUGGACGGCCAUGUCCGUGGCGUGACCCGACUCAAGACAUUUGCCGUGGGCGGCGUCCCGAUCUUGGCGUCAGCGAGCGUUGACUCGACGAUUCGGCUCUGGGACUUGGCCACGUAUCAGUGUGUGAAGGUGCUCUCGGCAGAAGAAAAUGGCCACUUGGAUGCGGUCAUGGACCUCGAGUUUUGGGUGAACAAGAACGAGACGUUCCUCAUUAGUGGCGGCUUGGACGCGGAGAUUAUUGUCUGGGGCCUCACGCCGCCGUUCCAGCAACUGUUUAAAGAGACACAGGACUCGCAGGUGACGGCUUUGUGCGGAAUGCAGGACGCAGCACAAGCUCCGAUUCUUCUUAUUGGCAUGGCGGACGGCACGAUCUCAGUGAAAGAGCUGCCGUCGUUUGCGUACAAGACGACAUUGGGUGCCGAUCUCAAUCAAGGCCACCACGAUGCGGUGCGGCGCAUCACGACUGGUCCGAGCAAUACGUUCUUCUCCACUGGCAACGACCGCAAGAUGAUUGCUUGGCAGAUCACGGGCGAUGUCAAUUCCAUUCAGUCCAAGUGA
Molecule: messenger RNA, 1389 nt
Organism: Peronospora matthiolae
Lineage: Eukaryota; Oomycota; Peronosporomycetes; Peronosporales; Peronosporaceae
Source: the annotation of a GenBank genome assembly